Ceratina calcarata is the source of this 827-nucleotide messenger RNA. RefSeq names its product TBP-associated factor 9 (gene Taf9). Gene Ontology annotation, molecular function: transcription coactivator activity; RNA polymerase II general transcription initiation factor activity; protein heterodimerization activity. Gene Ontology annotation, biological process: DNA-templated transcription initiation; RNA polymerase II preinitiation complex assembly. The coding region runs from base 1 to 726 and encodes 241 amino acids. Gene Ontology annotation, cellular component: transcription factor TFIID complex; SAGA complex. The record is from RefSeq and is a predicted model, not a curated record. The transcript has 3 exons. NCBI's taxonomy places the organism in Eukaryota, Metazoa, Arthropoda, Insecta, Hymenoptera, Apidae.
AUGACAGAGAAAGCGAAAAGUAUGAGUCACGUGAAACAUAUUCCGAAAGAUGCCCAAGUUAUAAUGUCAAUAAUGAAGGAUAUGGGAAUCACAGACUAUGAACCAAAGGUUAUAAAUCAGUUGCUUGAAUUCACAUACCGCUACGUUACUUGUAUAUUAGAUGAUAGUAGGAUUUAUGCGAAUCAUGCAAAAAAGAAGUUCAUUGAUUUAGACGAUGUCAGAUUAGCAGUCAAGAUGCAAUUAGAACGUACAUUUACAAAUCCACCACCGAGAGACGUAUUACUAGAUGUUGCCCGGGCAAAAAACAAUAUCCCACUUCCAUUUGUUAAACCGAGCAAUGGUCUUAGAUUGCCACCAGACAGAUAUUGUUUAAAUUCGACAAAUUAUAAACUUAAAAAUGCCACGAAGAAAGUAAUUGGGAAACCAAUACAUUCUUUGGUUGGAAACAACAUCCAGGGUGGUCAGUCAAAAAUCAAAGUAGAAGGCAAUAAAACUGGCCUUUCUAUAGUUAAAAAACUUGCAACAGUUGCUAGAACCCAAACCAUUUCAAUGCCAAAGCCUGUAUUGAAAUUCUCAACAGCUACAACAGGUGGAGGUACUGUAAAAGCGCAGGUGGCUAAGCCAAAGAUACAAAUUUCCUCGGGUCAAACGAUGCCGCCCGUAAAAAUGGAAAUUGAGGAUUCGAUGAAAAGAAAAAGAGAAGACGACGAUUACGACGUACCAUAACAAUAGGAAAUAAGUACCAAACAAACAUUCAUUUUAUAUUUUAUGUUUUUUCGUAUGUAAGAAUAUUUUCGAUUGAUAUAACACGAAGACUAUAAUUUUAA